Messenger RNA from Alosa alosa (allis shad), 2904 nucleotides. It is a transcript of the gene mylipa, whose product is annotated as myosin regulatory light chain interacting protein a. The coding region runs from base 206 to 1621 and encodes 471 amino acids. Gene Ontology annotation, molecular function: ubiquitin-protein transferase activity. Gene Ontology annotation, biological process: ubiquitin-dependent protein catabolic process. The transcript has 7 exons. Gene Ontology annotation, cellular component: cytoskeleton. The record is from RefSeq and is a predicted model, not a curated record. NCBI's taxonomy places the organism in Eukaryota, Metazoa, Chordata, Actinopteri, Clupeiformes, Clupeidae.
CGAAACGGGUUGUCAUUGGCUGUUCCGAAGUAGGCUGUACUUUGCGAUUCAUUUACAGACCACAGCUUGAAGAGGCAAGCAUCAGUACUGAUACCGAGGGUUUUGGAAAGUGACUGAAGGCCAGAUGUAUGGUAUACACGGGACGAUACAGAGUUUAUUUUAUCGUUUUUGACGAGUAGACCAAAGAUUUAUUUUACGGGCCAAGAUGCUUUGUCAUGUUACUCGUCCGGAUUCAGUGGUUAUGGAAGUAGAAGUUGAUUCGAAGGCAAACGGAGAGGACUGUCUGAACAAGGUAUGUCGGAAGUUGGGUAUUAUCGAGGUGGAUUACUUCGGCCUGCAGUUCACUGGUGCUAAAGGCGAGAAGUUGUGGCUAAAUCUGCGGAACCGGAUCUACCAGCAAAUGGACCAUCUGACACCGUGCCGGCUGAGGCUCAGGGUCAAGUUUUUCGUAGAGCCUCAUCUCAUCCUUCAGGAACAGACAAGGCACCUGUUCUUCCUGCAUGUGAAGGAGGACCUGCACCGCGGUCACCUGCGCAUGUGCUCUGAGCGGGCAGAGGAGCUCAGCGCCCUGCUGGCCCAGGCCCACUUCGGAGACUACGACCAGAACACUGCCCAGUACUGGUACAGCGACCUGACUGGACACCAGCCCUGCCAGGCCACCGUCGACAGCAUCGUGUCCAGGCACCAGGCGCUGGCAGGGCAGAGUGUGCCCGCGGUGGAGUACCAGGCGCUGCAGCUGGUGGCGUCUCUGGAGCACUACGGCGUGGAGUGGCACCUGGCGCGCGAUGCCGACGGACGCAGGCUCGCCAUCGGAGUCGGACCGGACGGCAUCGUCGUCUGCAAAGACGACUUCAGCCUGGUCAACAGAGUGGCUUACCCCGUGAUUCAGAUCGCCACUCAGUCAGGCAAGAGUGUGUAUCUGACGGUCACCAAGGAGAUGAGCGACAGCGUGGUGCUGCUUUUCAAACUCAUCAGCAGUCGAGCCGCCAGCGGGCUGUACCGAGCCAUCACCGAAACACACGCCUUCUACAGGUGUGACACGGUCACCAGCGCGGUGAUGAUGCAGUACAGCCGCGACUUCAAAGGCCACCUGGCGUCCCUCUUCCUCAACGAAAACAUCAAUCUGGGCAAGAAGUACGUCUUCGACAUCCGCCGCACAUCCAAGGAGGUGUACGACCAGGCGCGCCGCGCGCUCUACAACGCCGGAGUGGUGGACCUGAUGCCCUCGCUGGCCUCGCCGCACUCUCCCCCGGGUGGCCAGCGGGGGGCGCCAGACUGCGGCGGCUGCGCAGAGAGCCGCGAGCUGCAGGAGCGUCUGAGGAAGCUGCGCGAGGCGCUGCUGUGCAUCCUGUGCUGCGAGGGGCAGAUCGACGCCGCCUUCUGCCCCUGCGGUCACAUGGUCUGCUGCCAGGGCUGCGCUGCACACCUGCAGCUGUGUCCUGUGUGUCGCUCGGAGGUGGAGCACGUCCAGCACGUCUACUUGCCCACGUGCGCCAGCCUGCUCAGCCUGACCCUGGGUGACCCCUCGCCUGGCAGCCCUGCGCCCAUCCCCCGCAACCUGCACGCCCCCAACUGCCCCGAGCAGGACUACCCCGCUGACCACAAGCUCUGCCACACGUGAACCGCACAACCACGCGUCCGCAGUGACCAGGACUACACCACUGUAGACCUGCAAUAGCCACCACUGAACACCAGCUCUGCUGCAUCAGCAGUUUCCACAGCACACACACACACACACACACACUAGCACGUAUGAGUAGACUUCAGUGACUUUGGCCGUCAGUAGGAUGCCAGAGUCCGCCAGUUAAAGUGUCCCAGGUCUCACGAGGGCCCGUGUUGACGAGUGCCCGUAGGUCCUGCAGGCAUGCGCUGGGUCGUGCGCUGUUGACCUCUGACCUCUCGGUUUGUGCUAUUCUGCCGUCCACAUGGGUCAUUAACUCCCAGCACCACUCGGUAUGUGUCGGCACAUCUCAGCAGUUUGGAGUCCAGCCCUGUUUUUAAUGAGUGAUGCAUAAUGUGUCUCUUUUUUUUUAACUGUCUCUAUCAGUUGAUCUGAUGACUACUUGCGUUGUUUGUCUCCUCUAUGGGGGCGCAGAUUAUAAUUAACCAAUAUUUUUGGCUCCGAGCCUGACACUUUUGUAUGAGAGGAAAGAGAAUAGACCACUUGAUUUAUUUUAAGAAGUAGCUCAUUUUUAUUUAUCUGAUUUUUAAUUAUAUCUAUAUAUCUGUGUAUAUAUAUCUAUAUAUUUUCUAAUAUUGUAUCCACGUUCAGUGUAUUGUUAAUUUAAAGUGGAAUGGCUUGCAGAUAUGAUGCUGUUGUUUUGUCAAUCGAUGUAAGGACAGAAGCUCUGCAGAGAGGCAUUAUGGGAAAGUGGGUGGUGCCCAGGGGGUGUGGCAUAGGUGCUGAAGAGGAGGGGCUUUAGGGUUCCACUGCAGGCCUGUGGUUUGACCGUUAUGUUUCGUUGUCUAAGGCACAAACCACUGGACCAUCUGAGUGGACCACUGGACCAUUUGAGUGUGCAGUGCUGACCGUUUUGAAAAGCUUUAGUGUUUUUUGUUCUUGCCACUAUUAUAACUAUUAAAUAUGAAAGAUUAUAUAAAAUGACACUGUCACUUUAAGAAGUUUCCUAAGUGUAUUAUGUGUAGGAAUUGGCCUUCAUGUAGCGCACACACACACACGGUGUGUUAAGUCCUUUUGCACAGUUUUAGCGAGAAGACUACGAUGAUGAAAUACUAUUUGCUGCUCAUGCAGUCUCUGCAGAGGAUGGUUUUGUACACAUAGGAUUUGUUUCUGUUUGUUUGAAGCAAAAACUAUGCUGUGGAAAUGUUAAUAUAACCUUUGACCGUUUUUUUAUUUCUUUGAAUGACCAGAGAUAUUAAUAAAGCUUCCUGUUUGUUUUUAAA